Tribolium castaneum (red flour beetle) is the source of this 3588-nucleotide messenger RNA. Its product is annotated as retinoblastoma-like protein 1. The coding region runs from base 419 to 3241 and encodes 940 amino acids. NCBI's taxonomy places the organism in Eukaryota, Metazoa, Arthropoda, Insecta, Coleoptera, Tenebrionidae. The record is from RefSeq and is a predicted model, not a curated record. Gene Ontology annotation, molecular function: RNA polymerase II transcription regulatory region sequence-specific DNA binding. The transcript has 15 exons. Gene Ontology annotation, cellular component: chromatin; nucleus; transcription regulator complex. Gene Ontology annotation, biological process: negative regulation of G1/S transition of mitotic cell cycle; regulation of transcription by RNA polymerase II; cell differentiation.
UUGGCGGGAAAGCCCAUUUCUCUCCCCUUUUCGUGCCCACAGCAGCUGUAUUGGCACAUAGUGUCCUAAUUAAUUAAAGUGUGGCUAAAAACUUGCAAAGUGCUUCGAUUAUAAAGUUACUGGUAACUUUCCAAAUUUGGGUUUGAGGUUACCCUCCAUGCGCAGUCAAAAGUAGUUCUGGCUGAUCGACAAAAAACUGUGUACGUAUUCGCGCGUAAACGCCGAAAUAUUUUGGAUUUUAGCGGCAUUUCCUCGUCGAAAAUAAUGUGCAAAGCGGGAAAGUCGGGGUUUGAGCGUGAUUGUGUUGUUUUUUAGUCGUCUCUUGUGUGGAUUCCCGCCUUUUGUAGGCGUUGUCAAGAGCUCAAUGGUGGCUAGUGGUGCGAAAUUGUUUAGCAGCGGUUUGUAAUUGUUGGAAAUCAUGGUGUUAUCAAGCGAAACCGAAGAAUUGGAGGAGAAACACUCAGAACUGUGCAACAAACUGCACCUGAGCCAACAGAUUUCCAGAGACGCUUGGGAGCGAUUUGAGACAAUUAACAAGAAUUUCACUCUGGAGGGGGAGCCCCUCCACUGGAUAGGGUGUGCAAUAUACGUGUCGUGUUGGAAGUCCAUCGCUGCAACGGCUGCACAAAAUAGUGUUCACACGAAUUGUGUUAACUUGACCAAUCUUCUGCGUCAUUGUAACUUAAGCAUAGCACAGUUCUUUUACAAAAUCAAACAAUGGUCGGACAUGGCCAGCAUGCCUGAGGAGUUCAAAAAGCGGAUUGAGUAUCUGGAAGGGAGCUUCUCUGUGGCUUACAACGUUUUUAAAGAAUACCAGCCUCUCUUUAUGCAAAUAUUUAAGGCACCUAAAGCUCCAGAAGCGCACGAACUGGACACAAGUAAACACAGAAACCGGAAAAAUAAACCUGUGCCUUCGUCCCCACUCAAAGUCUUCGAGUUUUGUUGGACCUUGUUUAUCACAAUAAAAAGUGAAGACACGAAUUAUAACAACGACUUGGUCACGUCGUGUCAUUUACUUAUUGCCAUUUGCGACUGGGCGUUCAAACAUGCGCUCCAAGCCGACCGCAAGGAUCUCCUAAACCCCGACUUUGCGGGCCUGCCUGAAGACUUCGCCCAGCCCAGCUAUGUGCCCCCUUCGGAGGCCCCUUGCAUCGUCAGCUUACUGUGCCCCAGUCCGAACAUAAUCACCGACCUGAAGUACGUAAAAGAGUACCAGUUCAAAAAAUCGAUUCGGAAUUAUCUCGACCAAGGCGUCUUGAUUGAGAACGACCAAGGCGAUGUCUUGGACACCUCGGUGUUUGACCAUAAUUACAAAAGCAUUGGGAACGUGUACGAGAAAAAUAUCCUGAAUAAGAGCGAUUUUGACGAGCGCAUUUUCCUGGCUGAGUACAAAAGAAAACUUCUAGUGAGAGACCAGAGUGUGGCGCAAAAUGCAGCUGACAACGCAAGUCCGGAGUUAUCGACCAAAGAAAUGGUUGUUAGUAAAGAGUGUUUGACGCCGCUCACUGGCCGCAAAUAUUUGGGCCCGAAGGAGUCGCAAGAGUCGACUCCGCUUGUGACAGCUACUGAAAGCAUUUCAAGGCUUAAUAACUUGCUUCAUGGGCGCCAGCCGGCCCCCAGUGAGGCUUUAGUGCAAUUGUUUGAGUCUUGUGCUCGCAAUCCAACUGAGAGAAUCAAUCAAAUUGUUACAAAUUUGGGGGAGAGGUUUCUGGAAGGCCACCCAGUUGACCAAAGAGAAGUAGCACAAAGGCGACUGCAGCUCGCGACAACUUUGUUUUAUAAAUUUAUUGAAAGUAUUCUGCAGAAUGAGCGCUCAAUACAUGCUGAUUUAUCGGCCAUUGUGGAAAAAGACGUAUUUUACGAAUGUAUGUUUGCUUGUUGUUUAGAAAUUGUUAUUUAUUCAUACAAUAGUCGGCAAAGGUUCCCCUGGAUAUUGAAAGCACUGCAAAUACAACCAUAUAAUUUUGUUAAAGUGAUUGAACUUAUCAUUCGCUCAAGAGAUAAGCUUUCAAGGGACACUAUCAAACACCUUAAUAUGAUCGAGGAAACUAUACUUUCCUCGCUGGUCUGGAAAUCAGACAGUUUAAUUUGGGAAGCAAUAACAUCUUCCGAUAGGGAAGUACCGAAAUUCGAAGAGACGGCUUUGCCAGGGCAUAUGCAAAAUGAACCAAGUUCUGAAAACUUAACCUUGAGAAGUAUUCUCAAUUCUGAACCAAGACAAAUUGUAUCGCCUGGCCCUUCUGCAACAGACCGGUUUCAGUCACCAGUAGCACACAGCAGUGCUGUGAAUAGAGAAUUGUUUCCUACAGUUCAGUCAGGUCAAUCUCUACUCCAAACGACUCAUUUGAUGAUUAAAGAUCGUACUGGGAAUACUCGCAUGAUUCCUAUCGUAAAUAGUGAAACGCAAAAGAGCACCCCGGUGCCAGUUCAACAGACGACUCCACAACGUCAGGAGAAUGUAGCUCAAGCCAGGCCGAGAAGAACAGGAGGUGUGUCAAUAGUAUUCAGGAAAUUCUAUAAUUUAUCUGGAGAACGGAUGGAGCACCUGUGCACACACUUAAAAAUCACAAACACGGACACUAAGCGCAAAAUCUGGACGGUCUUUGAGGAACUGGUUCGCAAAAACCACUGCGAAUUGAUGAAAGACCGCAAUUUGGACCAGCUAUUAAUGUGUGCCGUCUACAUGAUAUGCAAACUUACGAAACUCAACAAAAAUUUUACGGAAAUUAUUAAAAGUUAUAGAAGCCAGCCUCAGGCCACGAGUGACAUUUAUCGCAACGUUCUGAUAAGCAGUAAAAAAGUCGUGGUUGUUGAUGGGGAGACGACCGAAAUUCCGGAAGAAUGGGGUGACUUGAUACAGUUUUAUAACAAAGUGAUCAUUCAAGCAAUGAAAAAGUUUGCGCAGAAAUUCGUAGUCCGAGGCGAGGAAAACAUCGGAGAUAUACUUUUGAGUCCACUGCCGGCGUCCAGGGGGCAAGUGGUCCAAGUGUUUGACAACAUUUUUAUCAAGCCACUGGAAAGUCCGACUUUGACUUUCGGCAAUGGCAAAGUCCUGAACUACUAUUUCAGCCGAAGUCCUUCUAAGGACUUGAAAGACAUCAAUAAGGCCAUAAGGGGCAAUGGUGUGACGGGAAAACGAUUGCUAGUGGAGGGCGAGAACGACUUGCCCGACUCGAAACGUCUGGCAAAGAGAAAAGUGCAGUCUUUGAUUGAAGAAAGAAGAAAUCAAAACACUGAAUGAAGUUUCAUUUAGAUUUUAACGUUUAUUAUGUAUAAAGUUUAAUUCUAGCAUAAUUCAAACUUUUUUAAUUCUAAAAAUAUUAAUUUUUUCGAUUUUGGCACCAGUUGAUGCUGGCGUCUGGUUUUUGUUCACUGUUCUUGUGAUAUGCUUGGAAGUUUCCCUUCAAAGGGUCGAGUACUGAAACAUCUAAAAUAAUUUAUCUCAACUUUUCGUUUUAAUUAAUUAAAUUACGUCAAAGUUUUAUCGUGUGUUUGCCUUUUUACUUUAUCAGCAAAAAUUUCGUCGUAGGUUGGUUUGUACGAAGUAAACUUCACGUCUAUUUUGAAUAAAUUGACCAAUUGAAUGAC